Messenger RNA from Brachypodium distachyon (stiff brome), 2720 nucleotides. Its product is annotated as probable ATP-dependent helicase PF08_0048. Gene Ontology annotation, molecular function: DNA binding. The record is from RefSeq and is a predicted model, not a curated record. Bases 192 to 2720 code for a protein of 842 amino acids. Lineage: Eukaryota; Viridiplantae; Streptophyta; Magnoliopsida; Poales; Poaceae. The transcript is spliced from 7 exons.
CGCACAACCAACCGCAUUGUUCUUCCACCGAGCCAGGUCGAUCUUGCCUCUCCUCCUCUCCGCGCUUCUUCUAGACAGCCAUUAAAUGGAUGCCCUUUGGUGGUCAGUUUCCAGCAUGCAUUUAAGGAAAAUGCACUUGUCUAGUGGCAUAUAAGCAAACCAAGUGUUUGUAAAAGAAUAAAAUCGUGGGGAUGGUGAGUAGUAUGCAAAAUGUGAAGGUGAAAGAGGAGAAAUGCAAUAGUAUGGAGAAUGAGAAAGAGAUGAAUAUGAAAGAACAAAGAGGAAGGGUGAACACACAGAAGGCAAAGAAGAAUAAGGAAGAGGAGCAGAGAAAUGAGGAGAAAGGGAGACUGGGGAGCAAGACAGAAAUGAUGAUCGAGAAAGAACAGAGGGACAUGAUGGACAAGGAGAAGGCAAAGAAGGAUAAAGAAGAGGAGCAAAGAAAGAAGGAGGAGAAAGAGAGAGAGGGGUGCCAGCUGAGAGAAACAGAGGAGAAGAAGAAGGAGAAAAAACAAAGAGAAAGGAUGGACAUGGAGAAGGAAACGAAGGAUAAAGAAGAUGAGCAGGAGAAAGAGGUCCAUGAGUAUAGGGAAAGGAAAGACAAGCAAUAUCAUGAAAGGAACGAGGAGGAGGAGACAACCGAAAACACCUUCCACCACUUCUUCAAGGUGGUCAUGCCUGGGGAAUCUACACAACAAUUGAAAAUUCCAAGAGCAUUCAAAAAGUACCUUGAAAAUGAGUCUUCGGGAGUUGUCUCUUUGAGAGAUGCUAGUGGAAAUACAUGGCGUGUAGGGCUAGUUGCAAACUCCAUGGAGCUAAGCUUUGUGCGUGGAUGGGAGCGGUUUUUCUCGGAUCAUCGCAUCCAUGUUGGCGACUUCUUGGUAUUCCGUUACAAUGGACAAUCACAAUUCUCAGUGCUAGUGUUUGGCCGAUCGGGCUGCGAGGUGGAGUGCGCAUUCCUUCCUCAGUCGUACAACGACUGGGUCAUAGAAGAUGAUGAAGGAAGCAUGGGCAUCAAUGUAGAUGGCACUGAUCCACAUGAAGAAGACCCGAGAAACAUGGCUAAAGAAAAAGAUGGAGGGGACAUAGAUAUGAAUGCUGGUGGCACCGAUCUAACGAGAGAAGAUGUAGGAUACACGCUUGCAGAAGGUGAUGAUAAAGUGGACAUGCACACCAAUAGAGAUGUCAAUAAUCCACAAGAAGAAGAUGCAGGCAACAUGGCCGAAGAAAAUGAUGGAAUGGACUUGGACACCAAUGUAGGUGCCACCAAUCUAUUGGAAGAAGAUCCAAGAUAUACGCUUGCAGGACAUGAUAAAGUGGACACGGGCAUCAAUACAUAUGUCACUAAUCCACAAGAACAAGACGCAGGCAACAUGGCCAAAGAAAAUGAUGGAGGGGGAAUGGGCACCAAUGCAGGUGGCACCGAUGUAAUGGAAGAAGAUGUAGGAUAUGCGCUUGCAAAAUAUGAUGAUAAAGUGGACAUGGACACCAGUAUAGAUGUCACUAAUACACAAGAAUUAGACGCAUGCAACGUGGCUGGAGAAAACGUUGGAGAGGACAUGGAUACCAAUGCGCAUCGCACCGAUCUAAUGGACGAUCAAGAUGCAGGAUAUGCGCUUGCAGAAGAUGAUAAAGGGGACAUGGACACCAUUAUAGAUGUCACUAUUCCACAAAAAGAAGACAUUGUAGGUGCGAAAUCAAAAGCUUCAGAAGAGGAAGAAGGCAAUGAUCGGCCCAUGGGUAGAGAUGAUGCACUAGACACAUUGCAAGAAAAGGAUGUAGAUGGCAUAACCAACUAUCCACAUGGCACUCCACAAAAAGAAGAAUAUGCCAACUAUGCACAUGGCAAUCCUCCAAAAGAGGAAGAGGAAGAGGAGGAGGAGGAGAACGAUGACGAUGACGAUGUUGAUGUUCCUAUUGAUGAUGAUGAGGAUGAUGAUGAUGAUGACGACGACGACGACGACGAUGAUUCUGAUACCGAUGGGUUUGGCAUCAGGAACAAUAGGUAUAGAAAAAUUGAUGAUAUCUUCGCAGAGUGUGGCCGUCUUGAAGCAAAGAAGCGCAAGGCUAUGGGGAAAAGGCCUGCAACUCCGCUUUCUUCUUCAUAUAAGGUAGCAUCAUCAAGUAAUGCCAAUGUGAAAGCAGUAGAAACCAAUACGAUGGUAGGAUCAAUUGUUCCUGUGCGCUCAAGGUUUGAUUGGACGCUGUUUAACGAGAGCAACAAUGUACCUCAACUUGGUAAAGUUUUUGCAAAAGUUCAGAGAGUGCCGGAGGUAACAUCGCAGAGACGGGCAGUGAUCGAGGAAGAGGUGGAGUACGCCAUAGAGAAAGCCAGUCAUUUCCUUUCUCAGCGAUCCUUCAGCUUCAAGGCGAUGAAAUACUCCGAAGUAUACACCACCUAUUUCAUGAUAAUCCCAGAGAUACUGGUGAAGAACAGCCUGCCGAAGAAGGACAUGCAGAUGACGCUGUGGGAUCCGCAGGGAAAGACGUGGGAUGUGAGCUACGUUUACCAGAGCAGAGGCGGCGUCUGCUCGGCGGCCUUCGCCACCGGGUGGGGGGCGUUCUCGGUGCACAACAACCUGGAGGAGUGGGACGUGUGCGUGUUCGAGGUGCUGGACUCAUCCAACAUCAAGGUGCACGUCCACAGGGUCGUCUGCGAGAUCACCCCCUACAUACAGCGUCCUCCUCAGCUGGACCUCAACUCACGCUCUUCCUGUUGA